Messenger RNA from Pieris napi, 876 nucleotides. RefSeq names its product chromobox protein homolog 1-like. The transcript has 5 exons. NCBI's taxonomy places the organism in Eukaryota, Metazoa, Arthropoda, Insecta, Lepidoptera, Pieridae. Gene Ontology annotation, molecular function: chromatin binding. Gene Ontology annotation, cellular component: pericentric heterochromatin; nucleus. Gene Ontology annotation, biological process: chromatin organization; negative regulation of transcription by RNA polymerase II. Bases 100 to 729 code for a protein of 209 amino acids. The record is from RefSeq and is a predicted model, not a curated record.
UCAAAUAUGUUUAAUACGCCAUUUUGAAAGUAUCGUACAAUCUUAUUUCUUACGAAUUCCUAUUGCCUUCUUUUUGCUAAUAUUUAGCUUUUCUUUACCAUGGGAAAAGAUAAAAAAACAGAAACUGAUGCAUCAAGUGAAGAAGAAUAUGUAGUUGAAAAGGUGUUAAACAAGAAGAUCGUUAAGGGCAAGACCCAGUAUCUUUUGAAAUGGAAGGGUUACAAAGAAGAAGAAAGCACUUGGGAGCCAGUAGAAAAUUUAGACUGUGAAGAGCUGAUUAAAGCUUUCGAAGAUAGUCGAAAGGAGAAAGAGGGUCAAAAAACAAAAAAAACAGAAGAGCGAAGCAGGAAGCGACCACAUGAGUCAAGUGAAGAACCAAGUAGUAAAGCGCGAGGAACCAGCGUAUCUUCAGUGGAAGAGACCAAAGAGACAAAAAAAGAUCGUGUUAAGGGACGAAGAACUAGUUUAUCCUCAGUGGAAGACUCUAAAGAAGCAAAAAAAGAAAAGAAAGAAGAGAAAACCAAGUCAGGAUUUGACAGAGGACUCAAAGCAGAAAAAAUAAUAGGUGCAUCUGAUGCAACUGGUGAACUGAUGUUCCUGGUGAAAUGGGCUGAUUCUGAUGAGGCUGAACUAGUUCCUGCUAAGGUUGCCAACACCAAGUGUCCACAGCAGGUUAUUGCAUUUUAUGAGGAGCGAUUGACUUGGCAUAAUCCAUCUGAGUCCGAAUGACUGACGGCUUGUGCCUGCUAGGCUCUUAAAACUUUGACCACACAGUGAAGUGACUUAGUGUUAAUGUGAAGUGAUAGUGCUCAUUGUGUAUUAGUCAUAAGAGUCUCUUGUCCAAAGUGACUAUCAUUAUAGAUCUUUAUUCAGCUA